AUGGGGUUAAAAUGUGUGAUGAUGUGGCUAAUGUUGAUUUUGAUGUUUAUUUCUUUACAAGGAUGGAGGAUUGAGGGGUGUUUGAAGCAAGAGAGAUCUGCUCUCUUUCAACUUAAACAUUUCUUCAAUGAUCCUACUCAUCUUCCAAAUUGGUUUGAGGGAAAUGGAAAUUCAAACUGUUGUGAUUGGGAAAGUGUUAUUUGCAAUAACACAACGGGUAGAGUGAUAUCUCUUGAUCUUGAAUCUACAAGAAAUCAAGAAUUAGGAGAGUGGUAUCUAAAUGUUUCUUUGUUUUCUCCAUUCCAAGAACUAGAGACACUUUGCUUAAGUGACAAUCUCAUAGUCGGUUGCGUUGAGAAUGAAGGUUUUGAAAGAUUAUCACACUUGACUAAUCUCGUGGAUCUCGACCUUAGCGACAAUAUGUUCAAUGGCAGCCACGUUUUAUCAGGUUUGAGCCAACAUUCAUCUCUCAAGAAUUUAAGUCUAGAUUAUAAUCAGUUUAGAGAACUGAACCAUUUUAAUGUUUCAAGGUUGAGUAACUUGGAGUCUCUGAGCUUAAGCGGUAACAUGUUCAACAAUAGCAUAUUAUCAUAUGUGUCUACUCUCUCAUCAUUAAAGGUACUAGAUCUGAAUAACGUCGGAUUAAAAGGCAUUGUUGAUCUUCAAGUUUACUCAGUCCAAACAUCUUCUUCAUUUUCUCAUGGUUUUAGCUGA
This is a messenger RNA of Pistacia vera, 714 nucleotides long. Its product is annotated as receptor-like protein 9a. The record is from RefSeq and is a predicted model, not a curated record. The transcript has 4 exons. Lineage: Eukaryota; Viridiplantae; Streptophyta; Magnoliopsida; Sapindales; Anacardiaceae. Gene Ontology annotation, molecular function: protein binding. Bases 1 to 714 code for a protein of 237 amino acids.